GGGCAGGAGGCGGGCGGCGCUGUCAGUGCGAGGCGGCGAGCGGAAUGCAGCGGCCCGAGGCCUGGCCACGUCCACACCCGGGGGAGGGGGCCGCGGCGGCCCAGGCCGGGGGCCCGGCGCCGUCUGCUCGAGCCGGGGAGCCCUCGGGGCUGCGGUUGCAGGAACCUUCCCUCUACACCAUCAAGGCUGUUUUCAUCCUAGAUAAUGACGGGCGCCGGCUGCUGGCCAAGUAUUAUGAUGACACAUUCCCCUCCAUGAAGGAGCAGAUGGUUUUCGAGAAAAAUGUCUUCAACAAGACCAGCCGGACUGAGAGUGAGAUUGCAUUUUUUGGGGGUAUGACCAUCGUCUACAAGAACAGCAUUGACCUCUUCCUAUACGUGGUGGGCUCAUCCUACGAGAAUGAGCUGAUGCUCAUGUCUGUUCUCACCUGCCUGUUUGAGUCUCUAAACCACAUGUUAAGGAAGAACGUGGAGAAGCGCUGGUUGCUGGAGAACAUGGAUGGAGCCUUCUUGGUGCUGGACGAGAUUGUGGAUGGCGGUGUGAUUCUGGAGAGUGACCCCCAGCAAGUGAUCCAGAAGGUGAAUUUUAGGGCAGAUGAUGGCGGCUUGACUGAACAGAGUGUGGCCCAGGUCUCUCUGCUCAGACUAAUCCUGCUUGUAUGGAACUUCCUGCCUUGGCGCUAACUCCUUGUGCUGUGGUGGCCCUACCGAGAUGAGCCUGUGCUGUCUCGUGUGGAGUCCCAGGUGUGGUGCCCAUUUUCCUGCACUGCCCUUAACAUUCACUCUGCUUCGCCCUCCCCUCUGAUUCCCUAUGUUUCCUCAUACCAUGCUGGAAUGAAUGCAGCUACAAGGCAAUUUUCAGGGUGGAAAGAGGGUAGGGAGUAAUGAGCAGAGCAGAUAAGAACACGGGUGCUCAUGGGAGUCAUCCCAGGAUACAUAUUCCACCUUACCACCUGAAGCUGGGUGACCUAGGGCAAGUUACUCAAACUCUCUGGGCCUCACAUAAUCACAGGACGCUCCUCAUGGAGUUAUGACAAUUCAAUGAGCCAAUGCAUGGCAAGCUCUUAGCAGGGCUCCAAGCAAGUUAACACAUGCUGAAUAACCAUCAGUAUUUCUCCAAAGGGAGAAAGAAUGAAAACAUAACAUUUUUAAUGGAAUUCUUGAGUAAAAACAAAGCAAGCUACAGGUGGCCAAUGGGCGAUAAAAUGAGGACAAAGUUAGAUUCCGGCUAGGAGAAUCGGGGGAACCCUAAGCCACUGUCCCCAAGAGAGGAGGGAGACUGUGCAGGAGGAGGAGACAGACACAGUGUUCCCUCCUUCUCUAGAAGGGAAUGAGGCUGAGUGGCUGAAGGGACAACCUACCUGAGGGACACACCUGGUGUCCUGUCCCCCUCUCCUGCUUUGGUAUUGUGCAUGCAUGCGUACACUUGUAUGGAUUUGUGUAAGCACUGGUCUGAAACUUUCCACCAGGCAUCCCAUCGCAGGGUCUGGCCGGCCACCCUUUGCCAGCUAUGCCACAUCAGCUGUGGGUUGGGGUGGGGUGUUGAGGACACAUCACCAGUCAUGGCCAGAGGCAUCAGCACAGGGAGUGUCAGGCCUGGGCCCCGUCUCCGCCUGGACGUGGCACUGUGGGCGGGAACUCUCAUGGCAUGACGAGGGGAGACAGGCUGCUGACACACCCAGGCUGCAGAUGCAGGAGCCAGAGAUCUGGGCAGGCUUGGGCCUUAGGUGGGAGCUGGCUGCAGCCGGUUUGGUCUGCCCUUUCUGACUUGAAGGGUUGGCCGCAUUUAGGCCAAGCAGAGACAAGAUGCUGCCACCUAGUGACCGGGGGUUGCAGGGGCGCUUAGGGAAGGUGGGCUGUGGACCUCCC
Molecule: messenger RNA, 1868 nt
Organism: Piliocolobus tephrosceles (Ugandan red Colobus)
Lineage: Eukaryota; Metazoa; Chordata; Mammalia; Primates; Cercopithecidae
Gene: COPZ2
Product: coat protein complex I subunit zeta 2
Exons: 9
Coding region: 45-683 (212 amino acids)
Biological process (GO): retrograde vesicle-mediated transport, Golgi to endoplasmic reticulum; intracellular protein transport; intra-Golgi vesicle-mediated transport
Cellular component (GO): COPI vesicle coat
Source: RefSeq, a predicted model, not a curated record